Molecule: messenger RNA, 1158 nt
Organism: Closterium sp. Naga37s-1
Lineage: Eukaryota; Viridiplantae; Streptophyta; Zygnematophyceae; Desmidiales; Closteriaceae
Source: the annotation of a GenBank genome assembly
AUGUUGGGGUGCUCGCGGGAUCGAAUCAGUCUCGUCGUGCCCGUCGCGGCUACCAUGCGCCAUUGCGCCACCCCCUGGUUGCUUUCACUCUCCGCAUUCCACGUGCCCGUCCAUUCCCCCGCAAAUCCCGUUUUUCCCCACUCACUCUCCCUCCCCACCCUCCCACCCAACCCCUCCACAAAUCCUUUCUUGACCUUGUUCAUUCCCCUGCUCUUCCCCAUCCCGUCAAUUUCCCUUUCCCCACUUCCGUCUCAUCCCUCUGCUUCCCUCCCCCCCCCUCUCCCAUUCACCGCUCGCCCCCCAAUCUCUCCCCCCUAUUCUCUCCGUCCGCCAGCCACGGCCCCGCUGGAGACGAUUCGCACGCACAUGAUGUGCGGGCGGGGCGGGCUGGCGGCGAAUGGGAGCAUGACAGCUGUCUUCCAGUGGGUGCUGCGCACGGAGGGGUGGACGGGGCUGUUCCGCGGCAACGCCAUCAACGUGCUGCGCGUCGCGCCCAGCAAGGCCAUUGAGAUGCUCACAUACGAUACAGUCAAGCGUUUUCUCACUCCCAAAGAAGGCCGCCCCUCCAUCAUCCCGCGCCAGCUCCCCCUCCCCAUCUCCUCCAUCGCCGGGUCCUCCGCCGGCAUCGCCUCCUGCCUGCUCACCUACCCGCUAGAGCUCGUCAAGACGCGCCUCACAGUCAACCCCGACAUGUACCGUGGCGUGCUGCACGCGUUCCACCGCAUCAUAACCGAGCAGGGCGUGGGGGAGCUGUAUCGGGGCGUGGCGCCGAGCGUGGUGGGCAUGAUUCCUUAUGCGGGGGCGAAUUUCUAUGCGUAUGACACGCUGUGUACGGCGUAUAGGAAGGCGAGAGGGCGGGAGGAGAUUGAGCCGCUGAUGACGCUCGUGAUUGGGUCAACGGCGGGGUGCUUUGCUGCUGCUUCAACCUUCCCCUUGGAAGUCGCCCGGAAACAUCUUCAAAUGGGCUCAACAGGAGGCAGGGUGGCAUACACAGGCAUGCUGCAGUGCAUGAGGAGCAUAGUGAGGGAGCAGGGAGUCAAGGGGCUGUACCGAGGGGUGGUGCCGUCGUGUGCCAAGAUGAUGCCGGCUGCUGGCAUCUCCUUCAUGUGCUACGAGGUGCUCAAGCGCGUGCUUAUAGAGGAUGAAAAGGUUCGAUAG